AUGCAUACCAGAUUGGCCGUAGCCACGCUCGUGGCCGCUGCCUCGUUGGCGAGCGCUGUACCCGACAGACCGAAGAUCUACUUCCCCAAGAAGAUCAAGCGAGAAAUCACCAACAGCACCAUUACAAGCGCACCUGUUUUGUCCACGCCAGAGAGUUCGGUUUCUAGCUCCUCGGAUACCACAAAGAGAGAUCCGUUUUCGCUAUCCCAGUUCUUCAGCAGUCUCACUGGAGACCGUGACUCGAGCGCAUCCUCUGAAUCUGGUACUUCGUUGUCCGACGAUACGACGUCGCUCAUCGUGAUUUCGCCGAGUACCAUUACUUCGGCGGCUGAAUCCACGGCGACUUCGGCAACUGACAGCACUGCUUCGACAACCACCGCCGAUGAUGCGAGCACAACCGAUAGUGGAAUUGAAUUGCUACCAUCUCUUAGCAUCGACGUGCCGAUUACUCUCGGUGCCACGUCUACCGAUGUUACUACUGCAAACGCGACGACCACAACCGAUGCAACGACCGCAACUGAUGCAACGACCGCAACUGAUGCAACGACCGCAACCGAUGCGACAACCACAGCAGAUGCGACAACUACUGCCGCCACCGCCUCUGAGACCGCAGCAUCCUCGACCGCUGAUUCCACUACCGCUGCGACGGAGGCCGCGACCGACAGCACGGCCACCGUCACUGACGCUGCCAGCGAUACGUCUAUAACCAUCUUGCCCACAGUCACGUCUUCCAGCUCUGGCGAUGGCGGUCUGAUUGGCAUUUUGACAUCUGUUGUGUCCGACGUCACCAGCGCUUUGCUUGAUCCCACGGCCAAUGCGACUGACUCGUCGGCUUCUGUAACUGCCAGUGCCACUGACUCGUCGGUUCUUGCUACAACCACUGCAGCAUCCGAUGCAGCUACCACCACUAGCUCCAGUGGUUUGGACUUGGGUUUGACCUUGACGGACAUCCUGCCCACGGUCGCAGACCCGACAUCGACCACGUUUGUUGGUACCGGUACUGCGGUGACUACUACUGCAGACUCUGCAUCUGCAUCGGCCACUAGCUCUAGCGGACUGGACCUGGGUCUGACGUUGACGGACAUCUUGCCCACGAUCGCUGACCCGACGAGCACUACAUUUGCAGGCACUGGAGAUGCCACGACCUCGGCCUCGGCUACACCCACCAGCUCUUCUGGCUUGGAUCUGAGCUUGACUGAUAUUCUUCCCACAAUUCUUGACCCUACGUCCACAACCUUUGUUGGCACCGGUAGCACAACAGCAUCGGGUUCCGCGUCGGCUACUAGUUCCUCUGGACUGGAUCUGAGCUUAACUGAUAUCUUGCCUACGAUUGUGGACCCAACUUCUACAACUUUCGUCGGUACCGGCGCAUCCACCACUGCCACUUCGAGCGCCGCCAUUUCGGAUAUUCUUUCAUCUCUCGCGCCAACCGUCACUACUUCGGCUGGAGUGUCUGUCAACAGCACCGACUCGGUAUCAGCUACGACGACUUUCACGCCGCCGACCUCUAUUUCCACCCCAGUGUCAGUUGGUCAGAACACUACCAGCAUUGAUUCAUCCACGAUCAUCCCCACCAUUUCCACCAACACCACACAGCCAGAGUCGACUGCCUCGACUACACCCGAGACCAGCUUCACAACAAGCGUCUUCCCCUCUGCCACGCAGAACACCACUCUUCCAGAGACCACAACCGAGACUUCUUCCGAGACGCCUACCAUUACAACCAGCAGCUCCAUUUCGACUACUCCGGUCACUAGCAUCCAAGCGACUGCCACGAUCACCAACUCCCAGUCCUGGUUGCCCACCACUAUCAUCGUGCAGUCUUCCAUCACUGAAUCCGCCGUGUCAACAACAGCUACUUCGACGGGCAUUCCCACCACUCUGCCCAAGUCCAUCACUCCCUUCGAGACACCGUCGGCUCAACCAGAAGGAACGACACCAAUCCAAAUUUCUUUCGGAUACGGCUUUAACUAUGAGUGGAUUGCUGCGCAGUCCAUGGCUGCUGCCCAGCUCUUCUCGCUGCUCCCGCAGGCCAUUGCGUUCGAUCGCAGUCUCUCCACCGAUGAUGUUGUCAUGAAGAGCAUUGUUCCCUACGACACAACUGCUCAACUUGGAUUCAUCACUUCCCAGGCAAUUCUGUACAUCCCGACGUCCUCGGUUGAGCUGUUGAGACUGGACCACAAGAUUCCUUCUUCUGCCCUGUACACGAACCCCAACGCUCUCGUGUACAACAUGACCAGCCAGAUCAACCCCGCCAUUGAUAUUCUCAUUGGGUCAACUCUGGAUGGCAGCAGCACAACCUCGACCGACGGAUCGAGCCCAAGCAGCAGCAGCUCAUCAGGCGGCUCCAAUGAUGCUUUCGGAUCCAGCUCCUCGGGCGACCAGACAAGCCAGCAAAAGGGAACCACUGCUGCUAUUGCCAUGGGUGGUAUUGCUGUUGCUGGAGCGUAUGGUGCUGCCAUGUUCAUCAUUGCCCGCCGGUACAAGCGCAAGAAGCAGAGACACCAGCGCACCAGCUCCGUCAACUCCCCUUCGGAGAUGAGACAGACUGGAAGCCCGGCGUUGAUGGGUGGUGCUCUUCUCAGCCGCGACUUCACUGCAGCUGGCUACGGAGGCGUCAAUGGCCACAACCAAAUGGGAGGCAAUAUGCGAGACAGCCAAGGCAGCGGCAGAAGUGGUAUGAACAACUCUGGCCGCACCGCUUUCAUUUCGGCACCCGUCGCUGCUGAGAACUCUCUUGGCUGGAACUGA
Messenger RNA from Pestalotiopsis fici W106-1, 2751 nucleotides. RefSeq lists its product as uncharacterized. Gene Ontology annotation, molecular function: osmosensor activity. The transcript has a single exon. The coding region runs from base 1 to 2751 and encodes 916 amino acids. Gene Ontology annotation, cellular component: extracellular region; site of polarized growth; cell surface. Lineage: Eukaryota; Fungi; Ascomycota; Sordariomycetes; Amphisphaeriales; Sporocadaceae. Gene Ontology annotation, biological process: fungal-type cell wall organization; osmosensory signaling pathway via Sho1 osmosensor; hyperosmotic response. The record is from RefSeq and is a predicted model, not a curated record.